AUGAUCGGCGGGAUGACGCGAAACGUCAAAACACCCGCAAUACAGGAGGUGCGGGCGUUGGAGUCGACGCUGCGGUUCCUGGUGUCGAACAACUUCGCGGGGUCGGUGAUCGGGAAGGCGGGGCAGGUGAUAUCGGAGUUCCAGGUGCAGUCGGGCGCCAAGAUCGUCAUGUCGCGCGCGCACGAGUUCUUCCCCGCCACGGCGGACCGCAUCGUGCUCAUCAGCGGCACCGUCAGCGCCAUCCUCACGGCGCUGCACCUCAUCCUCUCCAAGCUCGCCGACGAUCCGCGGCGCGUGGAGACGGCGCGAGAGGGCGAGCUGGACCUGCUGCGCAUCGUGGUGCCGCACCGCGUGUGCGGCGCCAUCAUCGGCAAAGCCGGCGCCACCAUUCGGUCGUUCGUGGAGGACUCGCAGGCGACCAUCAAGCUGUCGUCGCAGGACACUGCAGGGCCGGGCUUUGCAGAGAGGCUCAUCACCAUAGGGGGCACGCUGGAGCAGAAGCUGCGCGCGGUGGCGCUGCUGCUCACCAAGAUGUCUGAAGACCCCACCUACGUGCAGUACGCUGACGUGCCGCUGUCUUACACUGCGGCGGGCGGGUCAUCGCAGCCGCCUCCACCUCCGCCCGCGCCAGCGGGAGGGGGCAGGCACGAGGGCAGGAGCAGCGGGUUUUCGGAAGGAGGACGGGGCAGGGAGGGCGGGUUCGGGGGCGGAGGGGGGUACAACGAUGGGUACGGGGCGAGGGGGGGCGGCGGGUUCAGUGGCGGCUAUGGUGGUGGUGGUCCUGGGUACGGGGGCGGAGGCGGAGGCGGGGGCAGGGGUGGGGGCGGGGGCUAUGGGGGAGGGGACAGAUAUGGGGGGGGAGGGGGCGGAGGCGGAGGAUUUGGAGCGCCGUAUGCUGCGCCCAGGGGCCUUCCUCCAUACCUCUCAGACCCUCGUGGCAAGGGCCCGCCUCCUCUACCGCCGGGUGGCGGGGUGCCGACGACCAUCAUAGUGGCCGUGCCCGAUGACCACGUGGGCGCUGUCGUGGGCAAGGGCGGCAAGUCGCUGCAUGAGAUCCAGCAGUCGGCGGGGGUGCGCAUGCUCAUAUCCGACCGCAACGAUUAUGUUGAAGGCACCAGGAACAGGAAGGUGACGAUAACGGGUCCAUCGGAGGGAGUGGUGGCAGCGCAGCAUCUGAUAGCGCAGAAGGUGCAGCAGAGCAUCGCCUCUGCCUCGGGCGACCGCCUGCUCUCCGCCCCCGACCGCCUGCCCAGCACCGUCGACCGCCUCCCCCCCGCCCCCCCCAGGGGCUUUGACGGCGGUGCGAGGGGCUUUGACAGCGGUCCAAGGGGGUUUGACAGUGGUGGUGGGCGCGGGGGCGGUGGGGACAGGCUGGUGAGCACGUACGGCAGCGAGCGGGAUGAGCGCGGGCGCGACAGGGGUUUUGACCGUGAUCGUGAGAGGGAGAGGGAGCGUGAGAGGGAGAGGGAGCGGGAGCGGUACUCGGAGUGGGACCGCAAGGAGCGGGACGACUCGAGGCGCGGGUAUGAGCGGGAUAGAGGGCGGGAUGAGCGCGAUGCGUACAGGCGGUGA
This is a messenger RNA of Closterium sp. Yama58-4, 1572 nucleotides long. NCBI's taxonomy places the organism in Eukaryota, Viridiplantae, Streptophyta, Zygnematophyceae, Desmidiales, Closteriaceae. The record is from the annotation of a GenBank genome assembly.